GCCACUUGUGGUGGUGGUGGGUCAUCCAUUUGCGGCCCGGCCUCCUCUUCAAAAGCAACGGCCACUAAACGGAGCAAAAUGGCCCAGUGGGCACAUGCAUAUCCAUAAUACUCUGGUCACUGCUCGGCUCCACUCUCCACUCUCCACUCUCCACUCUCCACUCUCCACUCUCUCGCUUUGUUUAUUUCACUAUUUUAGUGCAGUGCACCCCCACAUGCACACACUAUUAUAAGUAUACCACUCUCAAUGCUACCAAUCUAUCAAGCCAGCCAGCCACUUACAUCGAUCACACAACUAAUUAGGCUUUUCUUUUGCAGUAGACAAUCAAAUCAAAAGAUGCAUUCUUGUCUCAUUUUCCUACUCUUCUGGUUAUCCUUCUCGUCUUCCAGGUACAGCUCGGCCGCCGGUAGAAUAAGCAACUUGGAAUAUCAUUCCCGCGAUAAGAAUCCCCCUAGUGUCGCAAAUGCCAGCCCGACCACCGGUGCCUCCGGCUCGGGCCACGGGCCCGACUGGGACUACAACUGGGGUUGGGGCUCAAGUCCAGGAACUGGCUGGGGUUAUGGUUCGGGGUCGGGCCGGUCGCCAACCGGGUAUGGGAGGGGAUUCGGCUGGGGUUUCGGGGUAGGAACCGGCUCGGGUUGGGGUUCUGGCUAUGGUUCAGGGAGUGGCGGUGCACAUGGCGGUGGCUAUGGACACGGAAGCAGGUCAGGAGGAGGAUAUGGUGGUGGAGGGACGAAUAGAGGAACCGGCAAUUCUGGUGGCCGUGGCCGUGGCCGUGGCCGUGGAAUGGAUAACCAGGACCAUGGUUGAUUGAUUUGAUGGAUAUAGAUGGCAUUGAUCACACGUACGUCCCUAGCUAGCUAAAUCAUAAUUAAUUAAUAUUAAUGCAACUCUACUCUGCAUACAUCAUUAAUUGCUAUCUUGUAGGCAGAAAGUUUUAUAGCUUAGGCGAUGCGUCUGUUGUUUCAAUUUUAUCGUUUGUACUCAUCUCUGGUAAGGCUUAUAUAUAUCGUAAUGAAGCCAAGCCAAUGAGAGUCGUUUAAUUACCCAACACAAGUUGCAACCAAGGUUUUCAGAA
Messenger RNA from Punica granatum (pomegranate), 1078 nucleotides. NCBI's taxonomy places the organism in Eukaryota, Viridiplantae, Streptophyta, Magnoliopsida, Myrtales, Lythraceae. The record is from RefSeq and is a predicted model, not a curated record.